GUGGAAAUCACCUACAAAGGGCCUAUACUAGUGUAACCGAAGCGACAAUCACAACGUUUAGGGUUUAGUGAAGACAUUGGGAAAAGCGAGGAAUAUCAAUGUUCAUCGAUUUUUUUUUUUUACUGAAAGCUAGCGUGCGUGUGUGUAUAUAGGGUCAUCUUAAUUCUGCAAUUAAUACAAAAUAAAUUAGUGUCCUAUUCCAGGUAUAUUCCUUUGUAGCUGGGCUGUUUCAAUCUCUUAGUCGGUAAACAUCUCAAGUCUGAGUUGAUACAAGUUUUCUCAGUAGGUGUGCUUUCAACCGUUGGAGGUCGAUUGGAAAAGAGAGACUUUAUUGCCCUUGCAUUGCAUGGGUUUAGACGGUGUGCAAGGGAUGAGGAACAAGAAGAAGAGGGAGGUGUUGGAGGUAGAGGAAGAGAAAGAUUCAGAGGAUUGGUGCUUCGAAUGCAAAGAUGGUGGAGAUCUUAUUAUUUGCGACUACAAGGAUUGCAUUAAAGUUUACCAUCCGGGAUGCGUGGGGAAAAAGAAAACCUUCAUGAACUCUGAAAGGCACUGGACUUGUCGUAGGCAUUCUUGUUCAGUGUGCUCUAGUACCCCAAGGUUUCAUUGCCUUUGCUGUCCAAAUGCAUCAUUAUGUAGAGAUUGCUUCAGUGCUUCUGAGUUUACGCUGCUAAAAGGGAAUAAUGGCUUGUGCAAGAGUUGUUUAAAGCUUGUUCUGCUUGCAGAAGAAAACUCAGAAUAUGGUUUAGAAGGAGAGAAAAUAGACUUCAAGGAUCGUGAUACUUUUGAGUGCCUGUUUAAAGAGUGUUGGGAAAUCCUAAAGGAACAAGAAGGUUUUACUUUGGAUGAUGUCUAUUCCGCAUAUGCCACAUUAAAGGGAAAAAAUCAUAAUUGCAGAUUUGAUUCAGUAAAUAAUGGUGAUAGUGACGAAAGUAGAGACCUGACAACAUCAGACGGCGACACUAGUGCUAUAGAGUUUCAGAAGACAGUAGGAAAAAAGAAGAGAUUUCAGCCAAUGGAAUUUAUAGGAUGGGGUUCCAAACCUCUCAUUGAGUUCCUCAGAUCCAUUGGGAAGGAUACGACCAAGAAGUUAUCCCGGUUUGAAGUGGAGUCUAUCAUCUCUUAUUACAUCAAGGAUAAUGACCUCCCAAAACAGAAGAAAAUGGUUCAAUGUGAUAAUAGUCUGUAUUCUAUCUUCAAACAGAAAUCCAUCAAUAUGGCAAAAUUAUAUCAACUUCUGGAGGAACAUUUUGCAGAAGACAUUAUGAUAAUAGAGGAUAGUGGAAGUCAGGAUGAAGAUAUAAUCAGAUUGGAAGAUAAGAACAAAGGUACAAAGAGCAAGAAGAGAAGAGUGAGCUCAGAUGUAAUAACAACUGAUGAAAACAAAGCUCCUAGUAUCCAUAAAAGCUGUUUUGCAUCUAUUAUUGCUGAGAAUAUGAAGUUUGUUUACAUAAGAAGGAGCUUACUAGAAGAGUUAUUGAAGGAGCCUGAUCAUUCAGAAAGCAAGAUACUAGGGAGUUUUGUGAGAGUGAAAAAUGACCCUCAAGACUACCUUCAGAGAAAUAGUCACCAGCUUUCACAAGUUAAAGGCAUGAAGAAAAUCAUGGCAACUAAUGGAGCAUACUUUGAAAUUCUCCUGCAAGUUUCCCAUUUUACAAGAGAUAUUCCCAUUUCUUUGCUAUCAGAUUCUGACUUCACUCAGGAAGAAUGUGAAGAUUUGCGCCAACACAUGGCUGAAGGCUUGCUAAAGAAACCUACAGUUGUUGCGCUUCAAGAGAAGGCGAGAGUUCUGCAUGAGGACAUAACUAAGCAUUGGAUUCAGAAAGAGCUGGUGAGAUUGCAAAAUCGGGUUGAUUACACAAACGAGAAAGGAUUGAGAAGAGAGCUAGUUGAAUAUUUGGAACAAAGAGAGCGACUAAAGAAACCAUCUGAACAGGAACGACUGUUAAAGCAGUUACCAGAGGUCAUUCCUGAGGUUAUAGACAUUGAAUCGGGUUCUCUGGACUCCGUGGUGAUUGAUAAGCAGUGAAGUGUCUGCUCACUACAAUUGAUCUUGUUGGGGUGAACAAGUUGACCUUGAGCAAUCCGAACUUCUCUUUUUGGCUUUCAGUGAUAUGACUUGUGGACAAGUUUGAUGUAGUUUGCUUUUCCUUCAGAGUGCUUUUGCUAUUUUUCUUUGAGAAAACAGCUUUGGUAAUGGGAUUUAUCUUUCUUAAUGACUUUCGUUUCUGGAAUGACUAAUAACCAAAUAACAGUUACUGAACAUGUAUAUUGCAACACUAAAUUAUAGA
Molecule: messenger RNA, 2288 nt
Organism: Rosa rugosa (rugosa rose)
Lineage: Eukaryota; Viridiplantae; Streptophyta; Magnoliopsida; Rosales; Rosaceae
Exons: 10
Coding region: 347-2026 (559 amino acids)
Molecular function (GO): DNA binding
Source: RefSeq, a predicted model, not a curated record